Molecule: messenger RNA, 2318 nt
Organism: Zea mays
Lineage: Eukaryota; Viridiplantae; Streptophyta; Magnoliopsida; Poales; Poaceae
Exons: 10
Coding region: 192-1883 (563 amino acids)
Biological process (GO): regulation of DNA-templated transcription
Cellular component (GO): nucleus
Molecular function (GO): RNA polymerase II cis-regulatory region sequence-specific DNA binding; DNA-binding transcription factor activity, RNA polymerase II-specific
Source: RefSeq, a predicted model, not a curated record
CCUCCGCGCUCAUCACUGACCUUCUCACGGGCGAGAGGUUUUUUUUUGAAAGCAUCGUCUCCGGACUAACCUCCCUCCCUUCGCGCCAUCUCCCGCGGUGCUGCCUCCUCUGGCGCCGAUUCGCCGCUGGGAGCCCCAAUUCUAUAACCCCUCUGUUCGAUCUGGGAUCCGCUAGAUUCGUUGGGGCGGUGAUGAGGGCGAUGGCGGAGGUGAUGCAGGAGGGGUGCGUGGAGAAUCGGCAGCCACUGGCGGCUUCGAGCUCGUCCGUGUCGGAUGGCAGCAGCUGUGGCGGCGGAGAGCGGGCGGGGACGUCGCCGCCGGUGUCAAGCUCCGGGAAUUGCAUCUCCGUUCUGAGACGAACAAGUGGACCGAUAAGAAGAACUAAGGGUGGCUGGACACUGAAAGAGGAUGAAACACUGCGGAAGGCAGUUGAAGCUUUCAAGGGUAGAAAUUGGAAAAAAAUAGCUGAAUUUUUUCAGGACAGAACUGAGGUUCAAUGUUUGCAUCGUUGGCAGAAGGUUCUUAAUCCGGAACUUAUCAAAGGCCCUUGGACUCAAGAGGAAGAUGAAAAAAUCAUUGACCUUGUGCGCAAGUAUGGACCAACAAAAUGGUCUAUCAUCGCAAAAUCAUUGCCUGGCCGCAUAGGCAAGCAAUGCCGAGAGAGGUGGCAUAAUCACCUGAAUCCAGAAAUAAGGAAAGAUGCUUGGACUCCUGAGGAGGAAAGGGCCCUUAUUGAUGCUCAUCAAGUGUUUGGGAAUAAAUGGGCAGAAAUAGCAAAAGUUCUUCCGGGAAGGACUGAUAAUUCCAUAAAGAAUCAUUGGAACAGUUCUUUGAAAAAGAAGUUAGAAGCCUAUAGUAACAGCAGUGUUCUUUCAGUUUCAAAGCUGUUUGUUCAUGAUGAUUUCAAGGAUAAAAUGAAGCCCGUGGCUACUGAUGGUCAUCUUGAUCUGAACCAAAUGCCAAGCAUUGGUUCCAAAGAUUCCUCUGGAAGAGCUUAUCAUUCCAUUGUGAGCCCACUUUCACAGGCAUACAAUUUGGACUCAAGCUGCCUCUCUCUUUCUAUACCAACCAUGCAGCCUCUAACUUCACAUGAAAUGUCAUCACUAAUUGAUGGUUCUGCUGUUACUUUGGUGGUACAAUGUCUGGAAAGUGACUCUGUCCGUGACAAGGACCAAGAAAUUGACUCUGUUCAAGAGAAGGGUGUUGAGGUUAGCUCAACACCUGAUCCUGUUGGGGUUGAAUUAGAAUCUGCACCAGCCAAAAGAGGUGCAGAAUUAUCUUCAAAGAACGAGUUGCAUUCUACCCUUGGUCCUCUUUGUUAUCAGAUUUUAAACAUGGAAGAUGUGAUCCCAAUCAGUACCCCACUCUGUUCUGAACAUAAUGGUGCACAUCAAACAUCACAACAAUGCAUGUCACCCAAUGGUUAUACUUCUCUCUCUCCAACGAUUGGAAAAGUAUCAAGUCAGCUAACUGUUGAUUCAAUUUUGAGAAUGGCUGCUGAUAGCUUUCCAUGUACUCCUUCAAUACUAAGGAAAAGAAAACGUAAUAAAGCAACACCUGGUUCAGGUAAUGAGUUGAAGACGGGUGGAGUAAACAAUGAUAGCUUUUACACUCCUAAUGGAACUAAUGGGAAGGACACUACUCCACGGUCAUUUAAAACUGCUGCAUCCUUCUCAUCGCUGGGUUCUGUUGAUGGGCUAUUGACUUCUGUAAGGAGUUUUGAUUCUUCACCACCCUAUCAGAAAAGGUCAAAAAGAAUGGCUAUCAUCAAAUCAGUUGAGAAACAGCUAGAUUUUUCAGCAGAUGGACUGGAUACUUCUGGUUCUGAGAUUAUGAACUCUCCUUGUCAUAAUUCCCAAGGCGUAGAUUCUAACAGGAUGUAGCGCAUACAAGUGAUUUGAAUGUAAUUUAAUUCCAUAAUGUGCAGGAAUUAAUGGCAAUCUUAUGAAACCGGACAGGACUUUAUGGAAUCCCUUCCGAACUAACCAGCCUCAUGCAAAUGUCGUGGUUCAAGCUAAAUCCAAAUCAAUCACCUUCAGCGGAGAUAAAGAGCUUCCUGCAAUGGAAAUGACGUACGGAACACAGGCCAACAGUUUACCCUGUCAUCUCAUGUAAUGAGAGUGUACAAAAUACUGUCUAAAUUGAAAGCACAUUCCAUAGAAGAUUACAUUGUUUCCUACAUAUUGUGAACUUACAGCUAGGAGUUGAGAUUGUAGAAGCCCACAGAUGUGUACAAAAAAAAGGGAAAAAAAAGCAAAGUCAAUUUCCUGUCCUUCCGGUCUAUAAAUUAAUAUAUGAAACAUAUAUAAUCUGCAGAA